AUGGCAGAAAUUGCGUGCACGGCAUAUUUGCAUGCAAUGAGUCCCUUAAAUAUUGUAUCGGCCUUUAGAAAGACGGGAAUAUACCCCUUUAACCAACAGGAGAUUCAGGCUGAAAAAUUGUUCCCAUGUGAGACUUUCAGGGAAGACACGCCCUUACAGAAGGUGAUUGCAAUGAAAACUGGUAAAGAGGCAGUUGAUAAAUACUUCGAAGACAAGUACAACCGUAGAAGUUCUAGCCCUAUGUCACCAAAGACAGGUGUUCAAGUAUCCAAAUGCACUUGCAAAAAGGCCAUAUUGAAACCUAAACCCAGUGGAAAACAAAUAACCGAGGCCACUUUCUUGCAACAGCUGUACGAAUACGAGCAUGCAAAAGAAACCCGUACUGGCACAACUGCAACGAAUCCGAAGAGUCCCCAACCAUCGACAAGUGGAAUUCACAACAACUCCAUUGAAAUUGCUUUAAGCGAUAAUGACAUUUCCGAUGAAGACUCUGAGUUAACGCAAGGUUUAAAAAUGGCUGCUAUAGCUGUUCUGCCAUUUAGGAAACCAAAGGAAUUUCGACUGUCACAUCAUCUUGAUGAAUUAACUAGUGAAGAGUUUAUUGCACGUUAUCGUUUUUCUAAGAAUGGAGUCUCUUUCUUGGAAAAUCUUCUUAAGGACGAUUUGCAACGGCAAACAAACAGAAACCAUGCGCUGACAUCAAUCCAACAAAUCCUCAUAACAUUGAGAUUUUUUGGUACUGGUGCAUUUUAUUCAGUCAUUGGAGACACUCUAGGAUUCCACAAAUGUACGGUAUCUAGAGUUGUUGAAAAUGUAACGGAUGCCAUCAUCAAGCACUUGCACGAGUUCGUUGUGUGGCCAUCACCAGCGGAGAAGGAAAGAGUUAAACAAGGCUUUUAUGCAGUUGCUGGAUUCCCGAAUGUAAUUGGCUGCAUAGAUGGAACACACAUCCGCAUUCAGGCACCUCAUGAUGAUGAAGCUUCAUAUGUCAAUCGGAAAGGCUUUCACAGCAUAAAUGUCCAAGCUGUCUGUGAUCAUCAAGGGAAAUUUACAAGUGUCAAUGCCAGUUGGCCAGGGUCAUGCCAUGACAGCCACAUCUUCAGGACGUCGGGUCUUUGUGCAAAGCUGGAGCGGGAGCAUACAAACUUUGCAGAUGGUGUGCUGUUAGGAGAUAGUGGUUACCAAUGUAAAGUGUAUAUGAUGACUCCUUUCCUGGCGACGGAUUCUGUGGCAAAGGAAAGGUAUCAGCAGGCCCAAACCCGGACACGUGCAGUCAUUGAAAGAAGCUUUGGGAGACUCAAGCGUAGAUUUGCUGUUCUACACUCUGAGGUUAGAUUGAAGCCUGCAAAGAUUUGCAAGAUAACAACAGCAUGUGUGAUACUGUACAAUAUUUGCAUCAAACUCAAUGAGCCUGACAUUGGGGAUUCUGAUGAAAAUCAAGACAAUAAUGAUGCAGUAUUCAAUCUUGCGAUGAACGGGAAUGGAAGCGGGACACACAUACGUGAAUACAUUGUGAAUAGAUAUUUCACAUAAUGGAAAAAAAUUGUUUCUCAAAUUUAUGUAAGGACA
Messenger RNA from Dreissena polymorpha, 1569 nucleotides. RefSeq names its product putative nuclease HARBI1. Bases 1 to 1533 code for a protein of 510 amino acids. The transcript is spliced from 5 exons. The record is from RefSeq and is a predicted model, not a curated record. NCBI's taxonomy places the organism in Eukaryota, Metazoa, Mollusca, Bivalvia, Myida, Dreissenidae.